Leptinotarsa decemlineata (Colorado potato beetle) is the source of this 7934-nucleotide messenger RNA. RefSeq names its product Suppressor of Triplolethal (gene Su(Tpl)). Gene Ontology annotation, biological process: positive regulation of transcription elongation by RNA polymerase II; transcription elongation by RNA polymerase II; snRNA transcription by RNA polymerase II. Gene Ontology annotation, molecular function: cis-regulatory region sequence-specific DNA binding. Lineage: Eukaryota; Metazoa; Arthropoda; Insecta; Coleoptera; Chrysomelidae. Gene Ontology annotation, cellular component: transcription elongation factor complex. The record is from RefSeq and is a predicted model, not a curated record.
AUGACUGACAACAGCGCCCGAAACUCCAAAACUCUCAAGAGAGAAAGAGAUGGAUUCCUAUCGCCAGAAAUGGCGGCGCUCUGUCCAGGUGUACAGUAUGGUUUAUCUUCACAACAAAAUUGUGGUGAAAAUAAUGACUUAAUAUUUGUGAAAUUAACGGAUUCGGCUUUACGUGCAAUAGAGGAGUAUAUAAAAAACCAGAACAAAUUCAAUCACAAACCGACCAUCAAAUUUUUAGGGAACGAAAAUGGGGAACUGUCAUUUCCGUCGAUGCACCAUCAAAUGGGCAGCACGUCAUUCAGCUUCUCCAUGUCGAGUACAGCGGACAUGGAGGGGCCAGGGGGUAGCUUCGAAUGCAUCAAACAGGUAGGACCUCCGCGUGGCCCUUUGGAAGCUUUAGGUUCGAUUCCCCACAAAAUACGUAUCCAUGCCAACGACGACGUUUACGAAGUUACCCGCACCCGCAUGACUGAAGCAGAAGAUAAAUACAAAAACAAAUGCACAAGAGAAAUCAAGCCCAACCAAACAGACAUUGGAAGGAAAGUGAAAGUGAAACACACCAACAGAGCGCCGGUCCAUCCAGCCCGCAAAGAGAUGCCCUCGAUGCGUGAAAGCCUUCUGAAGCAGCCGUCUUAUCAUUCGAACGCACCCUCCAAGCCUAUCCCUCCAAUUGUCCAUUCUUCCACUAACGGAUUAUCCAACGGCCUAGGCAGUAACCAUGUCAGUAGCUCACGACCACAACUCAACAGGAAGCCCUCUAUUCCUGAAAUUCCCAGGCGACCGCCGACGCGUAAACCACAACCCCAAACGUUAACUCCGCCGGGAGGUAGCGAUGGCAGCUCAGGUAGCGGCCAGUCGCCUACAAGCACCCAUCCCGGCUCACCGCCUUUGAUAACUUCUUCCAAACGUCCGGGUUUCCACGAUGGACCGGACGGUUUUCCAUACAAACGCCAGCGAAUCGCCCACACUAACAAACAAGUCGACCAGACGUACCAGUCGCCCUUCGAAAACAACAGUCAACGAAGGCCCGUCACAGAUUCACGCGAUGCGAGCAACAUGAAUCCGAGGAGUAGGGAAUCUCCUGCAGGAGUGUAUGCCCCUGUGAAUAGCUACUCGAACGGAAUGCUCAACGACAAGCCCAAUUCUAGUGAUGACGACGACGACGAUGAUGACGACGACGACGCCGGCAAAAAAUCUACAUGUGAUAGUCAUAGUUCUGAACUAAGCCAAGAAAAGACAAUUGUCGAUAGACGUAGUAUUUCUCCCGGCGCUCCAGUCGUCAACAAGUCGAGCCAGGAGCAGCAGAGAGAGAGGUCUACUGAGCGGCAGAACGGAUAUAUGAAUCAAAUAGCCACCAACAGAGUGAGGCGACAAGCUGUCGAGAAGGAAGUAGAGAAGGAGAGGAAUGUAAUAUAUAAUAAAGUCACUUCUUCUACUGAGAAUAGGAUAGUUAGGGUUAGCCCAGAUAGUCAAACUGAUAGUAUACCACCUGCGGAUUUGGAUCCGCCUCUCAGCACCGAGAAGGAGAACGAAGAGUUUCCUGAUUACGAGAAGCAAUAUGUUACCAUUAGAGACCUUGAACAGCGAAGGAAGUAUAAAAACGAUUACAUUGCAGACUACAAUGAAUAUCGAGUUUUGCACGCAGGGCUGGAAAAGGUUUCUGACAUAUUUUGUCAUUUGGGAGAACUCCUGAAAAAAGAAAAUGAGAAGAGUUCUAAAUAUAAAGCCAUAAAAAAACAGAUAGUGAAAGAAUACCGGGAGAAGAAAAAGGACUUUGAACAUCAAAAAGCAAAACGCAGGUUCUAUUACCUGCACGCUAAGCUGUCGCAUAUCAAAAAACUAGUUUCGGAUUUCGAUCAGGAAAUGGUGGACUUGCAGUACUGACGCUGGGCAAAGGCCGGCGGCCACAGCCCUACUGCCUUUCGACGGACAUAUGCCAUCAGGACAUCACGAAAUGUAUAAAGAAAAUUUUUCCCUUGUCUAAUUUACGGUGAAGAAAGUCGAGUUUACUGAUGUAUAUUUGAGAAAGUCUGGCAGUUUUUGUUGCUUUCGGUGAGCCCCUCGACGCGUCCAAAAUCUCAUAGUGUGAAUCUGCGUAGAAUGGUAAUUGAAAUGGCUAUCUGUGAUAGGUUAUCGUGUUGCAAUGUAGAAGCCGAUUAAGAACGAAAUGUUGCGAAGCGAAAGAAAUUCAAAAUGAAAUAGCUAAAAAUGUCAGACAUAAUUAAUUUUUCGUUCAGUUUGUUGACUGGACGUGAAGCUUUGAUCAGAUUCCCAAUAUAAUUUCAUAUAUAGUAUGAUGAGUUGAGAGAUGUGCUGCAGGGGCAGCAUACAUAUUAUUGAAAUUCGUUUUAAGUGUGGGCGGUAGUUCGGAGGUUGUUUUUUGUUGAGGGAAUUUUUUCAUAGUUUUUGAGCAAGUGUAGGCAAUGGAUAAUUGUCAGUUAGAUCAGAUAAUUGACAGUUUAAAUUGUCUGAUAUAAAUGACAAUUCCAACUACUGUUGAUAAUUAUAAAAAUAGUCUGAGGCCCUUUAUAUCAAGUGAAAUGUAUCACAAUAAAUAUCGCACACUGUACGAUCAUUGGUUGAUCGUAGUCACAAAUAUUUGUCAUCAAGUAAGAUUCAAUUUCUGUAACUGUGGAUUUAUGAAUUUAUGAAAAUUAUACCUAAUUGUGAUUGGAAGACUUAAAAGUACUAGACUAUAGAUAAUUUGUAUCAAGACAUGAAUAGUUAUACACUUGAAUUUUUAAAAAUUUUACAGUUUUCCAUCCAUUUUCCAUCCAUUACAGAGUUGUUUAUUUUAAUAUCAGUAGGCUUUUCAAAUGUAGACCCAUUUUGAACAGCAUGACAGUUUCUUCAAUCUCAUUUGAAAAAAAAACUUUUUCAUUUUCAUUCCUUACCAAGAAUUCAAUGUUAUCAGUGUGUGAGAUUAAGUAUGAGAGAUUGAGAAAAUGAUUCUAAUUUAAAAAUAUAUAAAACUAGGGAGGUGCUGAAGCGCCAAAAAGUAUGUUUUUAAAUGAAAUCAACCACAAUUGAUAGUUGAACUGUCAAUUAGGUUGUCAGUAGUUCAAACUGUUGAUUAUAAAAAAGUACUUUGUAGCCCUUCAACUCAUUCUAACAACACCUAUUUUUUUAAUAAAAGCAUUCAUGUACUCUAAUGAAAAAAGUUAUUUCAAUAUAGAUUAAAAACAAGGUAUAUAAAACCAUAACUGAAAUUUUUCAAUAUUAAAAAAAUAUUUGAAAUCGGGUUAUUUACUACUUUAUAGUGAUUGAAAUUUUCUUACUUUGAAGUCAAAUAUAACGUAAGUAAAUGCACUCUUUUUAAAAGUCGAUGAUUAUUCCCAAUUGAUCUUAUUUCUGUCUGUACCCUUUUGAAAAAAUGAUGCUCAAAAAAUCGAAUCAUCAGUUUGGAAUAUAGUAUGAAGGUCGGAAGUCUCGUCAAUAAAAGUUUUAAAUGCUGAUUAGUACAGCGAUUAUAUUUUAUAUACUAAUAUAUUUGUAAAAUAUACUUUUUUGUUAUCAGAGUGUGUAAUUUUUUUAUAAAGAUGGAGAAGUAAAAAGCCAAAACAUUUUUUUUCCAAUAAUCAAUAACUUAUAAUAAUAUUACUAGUCAUAGCAACAUACAAAAAUAUUAUGUUGCUCCAAAUUAUAGCCCAUUUUCGAAGCAUAAAUUUUGAAGAUAUUCAAUUUCCGAGUUUGUAUCUGCUCUAGAAAUCAUUUUAGGUAUUUUGUAAAACGGGCACUGUUUCAUACUAAACGUCUACUGGAUUUUUAUUGCUAUUAACAAUUUGCACAUUCUAUUACAAUUUUCUGGUUUAGUCAAAAGACAACCAACCUACAUCAACUUACUCUGAAAUACUCAAGUUGUACCAUGCAUUAUGAUACACUACUGGUUUCAUCAGUUGCAUAUGUUGUUUAAGUUCGAUGAGUCCAUUAAUUUAAUAUUAACUCUACAUCCAACUUCAUUUCUCGCAUGGGUCAAAGCUUUCAAAAUGGAUGUAUAGGUAUCUUCCAGUUUUUUAUACUUUCCAACGAUAGCCACCGUUAUUCCAUACUUUGAUUGAGUUAUUAUUUUUUCUAGAUCUAUCCAUGGUUUCAUAUAUUUCUCUAUCGUUGGUAGGGGAAAUAUUCCCUUAUGAAUUUUUUUGUACAUCAAAAUUUAGUAGGUUGAAUUUCCAGGUUAUUUGUGUUCCCAAUUUGGAAUCGAUAUACAAAGUGCCCUUUAUGAAAAAUCACGCAAUAGCCAAGUAGUUAAGUUAGUGAAUGCUCACUUAAAUACAUCUAUCCAUAUAUUCUAUAUCGGUAGUCAGGGAAAUGUUCCCUUACUAUCGAUAGAGAAAUAUAUGAAACCCCGGAUAGAAGUAUCUAAGUGAGCGUUUUAAUUGCUCACUUAGUCACUUGCUAUUUCGUGGUUUUCCAUGUGAACGGGCACUUUGUAUAUCGACUCCAAAUCGGGAACACCAAUAACCUGGAAAUUCAACCUUCUAAAUUUUGAUGCACAAAAAAAUUCGUAAGCAAUCCCGAAUAACUUCGUUUUUGAAACACAAUCAUUUUAACGCAGGGCGUUUACAUGAAUUUAUAUUAAAAAUAUUUAUGUGGUGAAAUUGGCCGAUACUUGAUGAAAAUCCACAAUUCCACAUUCAUCACAACGAUACAAGAAUCAAAAACUAGUUCCAUGUGCCAAUUGCUAAAUUAAAAGAGGCUUUUUUCUGGGCCAGACUACAUUGGUCUAAAAAUUUACAAUAAUCUUUCAGAAUGUGUAGAGGCUUCAAAGCAAUUGUAUAAUUUAAAACAAACACUGAAAACAUGUCUGUUAGAAAAUUUUUAUCAUACACUAUCAGAAUUUUUUACUAAUCAUUAGAUAUAUUCUUCUUAUUUCAAUAUCGCCUUAUUUAAUUUUUUUAAUCAACUUUUACUAUCUUUAUUUUAUUAUGAUGACAGUGUUCAUUGUACAGUGAAACACUUCUUGCGGUUUUGUGAACUGUUUAAUGAAAAUCUCAAAAAAAAUCACUUGAAACCCUAUAGAUAGAUAUAAUAAGAAACAAUCCAAAUAUACAUGUGUACUAGAGCAAAUGCUGUUUGUAGUUCAUAAAAAAUGUGUAUCGAAGUACCAGAAAAGUGAGAUACAUAAAAUUUAUAGACAUCUUAUGAUUGAAACAAAAGGGGUAUAUUUACAAGACAGAUCAGUAUUUGGGAAAGAAAGGUCAUUGGCUUUCUACUUCACCAUAAGAUUUAAAAUGGACUCUAAAAGAUGUGCAGAUCAUGCAUAGUAGUUACUUCCAGAUACAAACUGGAAAAAGCCCAUUUUCUGUUCAAGUUUCGGGAAUGUUUUUUUCUUCCAGUUUGUAUGUGGAAGUAUUGGGUUGUAGAACCUAGAAGAGUCCUGGCUUAUUUUUUAUUAAUGUUGCAGUAUAACACUGCCAAAUAAAUUUAGGCUUACAUUUGAAUAAUAUUAGGUCUGAUGAUAGCUUCACAGUAUUAUGGUCAAUUAUAAUUAAUUUUUGUGGAAGACAACCGGAAGAUGUUUCAAUUUGAAUAUUCGAGCUAACAUUUUGCUUCAAUAUGUCUCAAAUCGGCGACGAAUCCUAGAGUUCAACAUUCCUUAGAAAUGCAGAAAUACUAAUAGAGGUAAAAAACUGAAAUAAAGGGAAAGUGUAGAUAAUGUUGUUAUAAAUUAUUCUGCAAUAGGUUGUAUUGCAAUGAACCACGAAGUAUUGAAUGUUACACAACAGUUACUAGAGUAUUUUUAUCACAUGGAAUCUUACCAGUAUUGAAAUAAUAUUUAUUUUUGUCACGAAGUUUUUUAUUUCCAUUUCAUAGUUUCAGAACGUUGUAAGGAAAUUAUUUUCAGAAAAUAUAUUGAAAAAACUUUACAACUUGAUUUGAUGUAGAAACGAUUUUGAUUUGUUAGCAAUUUUGAAUAUUUUUUUGAAGGCAAACUUUUGAAAUUGAUUAUACACCGAUUGAAAAACUCAAAUGUAAAUAGAUGAGAAGAAUACAUUUCAAAUACAAAUCUUGUUAGUUUCAAAUGAGAGUUAUUUUUAAUUUUCAGUAAUGGCUCUCGAAAGUCAUGAGGUUGGCAAAACUUUUUAGUCCUCAUUAUUUCAGGCAUAAAUAUGUAAGGUACAAGGUGUGGACAAUUUGUAACUAGAUGAAGAUUGAAAAAACGAAUAUCAGUAUCUAAUUCAAUGUUUAAAAAAUCAUUGCGGUAUUUUCAACCAUUUUGAAAUCAUCACCAGUUCAUAUCUUGAUACUAUUAGUCUGAGACCAAAUGACAAAUUUGGAGAAUAUAUUCUAAGAAAAUUCAGAUCGAAAAAAUAAAUACUUUAACGUGGUUUUUUUGUUUCUGCUCAUCAUAUAUUUAUAAUAAACUAAAUAGAUGACUUGUAUGUAUAUUAAUAAUAUAUAUUUUAAGUUUUUGUUGCAUUGCUGUGUUAUAUUAUGGGUUAGAUUUUAUUUCAUUAAAAGGCAAUAAAGACCUUAAAUGUAGCAAAAGCUUAAAAUAUUAUUUUCAUACAGAUGAAUCCUUGAAAAAAUCUUAAAUUUUAAAAAGUACAAAAGACGCAUAUAUUUCUAAUUUUGGAGCCGAAAGGCUCAAUACAAUAUACUUCAAUUGAUGAGAGAAAUAUGUUAUGGCAUGCUGUUAGAUCUAAAUAUUUUAUUUUUAUUUUGAAGUCUCGGUGACUACCUUCUCCAAAAUAAUUCAUCUUUCUGAGAUUAUUGAUCAUCUUGUAUUUUGAGUGAAUAUCUCAACGUUGAAUGAAAGUGAUUAGAUCCUCAAGAGUCUUUAUCCAUUUCGUUCUUCCGUGAUUGAUUCCUUCCUAGUUAGUAUAGCUAUUGUAUAGCGAAACACGUGUUGCGUCUACUGAAAAUCUUGAACAAUUCAAGAGUUUUUGUACUCGUGAAGAUCCCAACCACUCGUGUCAGUUAAAUGUUGAGAAAUUCACUGGAAAUAAACGAUUGGCCAGUGCCGUGAGGCGAUAAAUAUAAUGGAACUCUCAGUUUAUUACCUUCUCCAAAUUUGUCGGGAGCUCUUGGAUUAUAUUGGAAUCGGAUUGACCUAAGAUUUACAUCACCACUAAUGUAUAGUUUCAUUUUUCUGUAAUUAUUUUCCUGUAUUGUUGGCUCCUUUGACCUAUUCUAGAAAAAUUGAUAUUUCUGUGUUAGGAUUUGAAACUGCAUAAAUAACGAUGAAAGUGAAAAAUAAAAAAUAAGUCUCCGCAAAAUCAAUUCCUCCAACGACCAACUUUUAGACUGAUUAAUAAUCACAUUCUUGUUUUUUUCUCAAGAUAUUUUUUUAAGUGUAUGAGUAAACGUUGUCCUCUCUCCCAAAUAUUCUCGUUUCUGGUGUAAUCAAUUUAUCACUUCUGUCAUAUCGAAAGUGCAAUAGUUUCAGUUUCAAAGCACCUGCAAUGUACUAAAUAACAUUUCACAUUACCAGCUACCGUCUCUGUAGUGAAUCUUUCAGUAUUCGAGCGCAAAAACUGUCACAAUCAUCAAGGUAACUGAAAAAUUUAUGUUGAAGUUAUAUCAGUUGAAGUUUCGCCCAAAUCGUUAUGAAUUGAAAAAAUGUUGUAAUCCCUUAUUUUUUUGUUGAUAAUUGUUAGUUAUUAAAUUUGACGGCACUCUAUUUGGUGUGCCGCUAUGGCUAUUGGACUUUUUUAAAUAAUGUUUUAUUGAUUAUUGAGUUUUAGUUUGUACAUACUGUAUAUUUUCGGUUGACAUUUAAUUUUUUUGUGAAACUUCUCCACAGAAGCAAAAUGCUAGUAUAACAUGUUAAUUUUUUUUAAUUGAAAUUUUCUGCGGCUCAUGCAUUUUGCUUGAAAUACUUUUUAAAUCCAUAGCAAUACAAUUCAAAGUAGUGAUGUAAAAUUUUUGGAAUUGAGUAUGAAUAUUAAUAUAUAUUAUGCCUGAACAUUAUAUGAUAUUGUGCAAUUGAA